AACAUUAAAGAUUGAAUUAUUUGUUAGAUUUUAAAGUAAACUUCAAGAAUACGCAAGAAAAGGCCAUGGAAGCAAGGGAAAAGAUGGAAAAAGAAUCUGAAGACAAGAUGGAUGUUGAUAAAAAAGAAAAAUUAGGAGAUAAAACAGAAACGACUUUUGGCUGUGAAGAUGCUGCUGAUAAUGAUGAUAAGAAUGAUGACGAGGAUGAUGAUGAUGAUGAAGAUGAUGAUGAUGAUGAUGAUGAUGAUGAUGAUUGGGAAAGUGGAGACAAUGAUGAAGAAGUUGAUGACGAUGAUGAUGAUGGUGAGGAAAGUGAUGAUGAUAGUGAUGAUGAGGAUGAUAGUGAUGAUGAAGAUGAAGAGUCUCAAGUUCUCAGUGAGUCUGAUGGGGAAGAAACUGAAAGCUGUCCAAUUUGUCUCGGAAAAUUUAAAGAUCAGGACAUUGGUACACCAGAGUCUUGUGAUCAUACAUUCUGUUUAGAAUGUAUUCAAGAGUGGUCAAAGAAUGUGAAUACAUGUCCAGUUGAUAGACAGGUUUACCAUUUGAUUAUUGUUAAAAAACCAGGUGAAGAUAAAGUGUUUGAUAGGAUCUCGGUUGAAGAUAGAAAUCAACAAGCUGAAGAGGAAGAAGAAGAAGUAGAUGAAACAGCUUGUGAAGUGUGUGGUCAUAGUGAUAGAGAAGAUAGAUUAUUGUUAUGUGAUGGUUGUGACUUAGGGUACCACUGUGAAUGUUUAAGUCCACCAUUAUCUGAAAUACCCGUAGAGGAAUGGUUUUGUCCAGAUUGUGCCAACAGAGAAGGUAUGGCAGAAGUUGUAGAUGAUAAUGAUGAAGUUAGACAUAUUAUAGCAGAGAAUCAACCUCUGACUAGAAGAUUAAGAUAUCAACGUCGUAUAGCUAGAACUAGAGUCAGUGAAAGGGUUAGAGCUAGAAUUCAACAACAUAGAGCUCAAAGACAUGGCCUGUGGACAUCCUCUGAGGAAGAAGAAGGUGAUGAAGAAGAAGGAGAAGAACAAGAGAGUGAGGCAAUGACGACUGGUUCUUCAAAUACCUCUAUAUCUAAAGAUACUGCUUCCUCAUCAAUAGCCCAGAUUGCAUCCACAUCAGCCAUGAUCCCAACUACUUCAUCAGUUUCUGAUUCAACCACAGCUAAUACAAGCACUGCUUCAACACAAAAAACUCCAAAGAAAAAAACAACCAGGAAGCGCAAGCCAGGCAGUAAGAAAAAGACAACUAAAAAAAGAAGAAAGAGAAAGACCAAAACUAAAAAGAAAUCUACCACUGGUAAAACAAAAAAGAGGAAAACAAAGAAAAGGAAAACCAAAAAGAGAAAGGCUAAAAAAACUUGUGAAGUUAAGAAAAUUACAAGUGUCAAAGGUCGUAUUGCAACAACCCUGGGUUUGUCUAAACCACCAACUGGUCGCACAAUACCUCUCCAGAAAAAGGCAGGAGAAAAAUCAUUGGAUGAACAGCGCAAUGAAGUAGGAGCUUCAUCACUCUCUUUACUAGGUAGUCGAAAUGAGUUAAUAGGAUUUCAAGAUGAGGAUUCACAUGAUAUGCCAAUGUCAACACCUACUGUAAAAUCUAAGUCAUAUAGUACUUCUAAAACUGGUAGUAAAUAUUCCAAGUCAGCCUUAUUAUCACAUCGCCCUGUUAAAUUAUCAGCUACAGUACAGAGACGAAAACGAUCCAAUACCCCAGAAACUACUGAAGCUGAUGUCAAUAGUGUCAUUCAACCACCAGUUGGAGUUCAUAGAGGUGGUCCAUUUGAUAUUCUUGGUUCUAUUAUUCACAGUCAGGGAAAGCUUCACUUACACAGUAAAGAUGUUACCAUACAGAGAGAUGGUUCUCUAACAUCAACCAAACCUAUCAAACCAUUACCACUGAGUACUAAUGCUGAAAGAAUGGGACGUAUAACACUGAGUAUGCCAGGUGGUUCAGUAGAUAGAGAUACACCGCUGAAACCAGCUGAAAGUGACAUAAAGAAACAAAAGGAUACAAAGACUAAAACUACUUCAACAAGCCAAUUUUUGGCCUCAUUGAUGAAUAAACCUGAUGAUUCUGAGUGUUCUAAGGAGACAACCAUGGUACAAACCAAGUCAAAUUCUGAGGAAAAAUCGGAAAAGGCAAAGAAAACUGACUCAAAAGAAAAUGACGAAGCAAGCAAAUUAUCACAAUUUCAAACACAUGAAUCAAAACCUCAGAAUGAUACUGAAAGGAAUAAAAAAGAAAGUGAGGAUGGAGUAAAUAUACCAUCAUUUGCUUCAAUUAAAUCUCCCUCCAAAAAUAAGAAGUCAGAAAAUCUAGGAAAGGAAUGCCAACUGAGCCAAUUAACAGACUGUUCCAAUAUAGUUCCUCACAGUUCUCAUCAGAGUAUGGAAGAAAUUGUUCCUGAGGAUUUAGACUAUAUUGAUGAUGCAAAUAUGUCACCACCUGACUCGCCUUGUGCUGAACUGAAUUUGUCUGAUAGUGAAAUAGAGAAAAACGGCCAUUUCAAAGAUGAUGAUAAAAUUGAUAUUGAUCCUGAUCAUUUAGACCUUGAUAACCUUCCAUCUCCACCUGAUUCCCCAUGUGCUGAGCUAAACCUUUCAGACAAUGAAGGGAAAGAAGCUAUUUCUCUGAAAGAUCAGUCAAAAAAAUCUCCGAAAGCUAAUGGGGCUGUCAUUGCACAGGCAACCAUUGAUUGUGUUAAAAAACAAACCCCAGACUCUAUAGAUAAACCUAUUAUUGAAGAAGCCAAAAACUUAGAUAAACAAGAUUCAGAUGUAUCUCUGGAUAUUAAAAAGAAAGAGACUAAAACUUCUGAGAAAAAAAGAAAUGUUGUUGAUGCAUCUGGUGUACUUACAGAGAAUGAAAGGAAGAGAUAUGCAGAUGAACGUGAUGAUCCAUAUACUGACAGUGAAACUGAAUUUGAUUCAGAAAUAAUUAGUGCAUGGAAAUCUGAUUCUGAUAAAAGUAACAAGAAGUCCAAACCUUUGGAUCAGAUGAUCAAUCCUAAGCAUACAAAGAAAGAUAUGAGUAAAGACGCACAAAAUUUGGUUGAGAAAAAAGAUGACAAAGGUUACAAACUCUCACAGAAGUCUGAAGGUGAUGACCAGAAGAAGGAAGCCAAAAUUUCCCCCAAUGUUGAUUCGGAGGAUUCUAUGACUGGAAUGGAAGUUGUUGAUGAAGUAGGGGAUAAUUCUGAUGCCUAUUUAGAGGAGUUGGAUGUAUCUCCUGUAGGUUCAGUAUGUGCAGAACUCAAUGAUGAAAACACUUUAGAAGAGGAGUUGAUGAACAUGGAUGUACCUUCUCCAGAUGGGUCACCUUGUGCUGAACUUAAUUUAUCAGAAGGAGAAAUUACAAAGGAAGAUCAUGCGUCAGAUUUAGGAGAAAUCAUUGAGGAGCCAGUAGCUCAAUAUUCUCCAGUGAUAGAUGCGAGAGAAGUGAUCAACAAGAUUAUUGAAGAAAAGACAAGAGAAAAAGAAAAGAGUCAGUUUUCAAGAAGAAGGUCCGAUAGAGGGUCACCCAGAAUUUCCAUUGGUCAGUUACUAGAUGGGGAUGUUGGUAAACGCUCACGUCGUAUUUAUCGCAGGCAUCAUUCAAGUGACGAAAGUAGUUCAAGUUCCAGCAGUAAUGACAGUGGAGAGGAAGGGGAAGUCAAAUCUAGAAAUGGCAAAGACCACAAACGUAGACGACAUCGCAAACACAAACACAGAUCAAGUGAUGAUGAAAGAAAAACUAAAGAGUCAAGGGAUUCAACUAGUCGUAAAACACCCAGGAAACAUAAAAAUAUUGAACCUGCAGAAUAUUCUGUCAGUGUGUUGACGCGUAUGGAUAUGUUAGAAGGUAAACAUUCUAGAAGUGAUAGAGAUAAGAGAAGUGAUAGACAUGAACGUCGAGAUAGAAGAGAUAGUGAUAAAGUUAGAAGAGAUGAUAGAGGUAGUCCUGUACGUAGUGCUGAUAAAUAUAGCAGGAGAGACAAAUCUGAUAGAGAUUUUCACUCAAAUCAUGAAAAAGAUUGGGAGCGGGAUCAACGCACAUCUCGUUUUGAAAGAGAGCGAUCUGAGAGAGAUGUAAGAAUGGAAAGGAACUAUAGAUCAGAAAAAGAAGACAGAGUUGAAAGAGGCUAUCGCUCUGACCGAGCAGAACGAGAUCAGAGGUCUGAUAGAGAUUCAAGAUCAGAAAGACAAGAAAGAGAUCAUCAUUCUGAAAGACAUCGAGACAGAGAUUACAGAUUCGAAGAAGAAUUGUUACCAGACGCUGAAAUACAGUCAGUAGAGAGGGAUCAUGACAGAGGACGUCGCAAGCGCAGACACAAGUCAAAAUCACAGAGCUCAUCACCAUAUCGCUCUAGAAGCCACCAUAAGGACUCAUCUAAAGAUAGAAGAAGAACACCAUCAAAAGAAAAAGAUCAUCAAAAGUCGAAAAAGAAAAGGCGAGACAAGUCAUCUGAAAGAGAAAGACCAGCUGUUAGAGAGAAAUCACCCUUUUGGGAUCAUGAAAGGGAAAGAGGAAUAAGUCCAGUCGAUUGGAAUAGAAGUCCAGUGGUUAGUGUUGAGAAGAGUCCAGAACGUGAAGUGAUAGUUAAGAGAAGACGCAGAGUACAUAUUGAUGAUGAUACAUUAACAGGUAGCUCCCACGCUCCAAAGAAAAAAAGAAAGGAUAAAAAUAAACGUGACAAAAGACCCAGAAGUCCAAAAAGUCCCCCACCUCCUGAGACAAUAUCUCCAAUAUUAUUGUCAGAUUAUGAUGUGGAAAAAGAACCUGCACCUAAGCAGAAAAAAAAGGGUAGAAAGAAGAGGAAAGGUAAAAGAAAGAAGGGCCCUCCAGCACCUCCAGGCAUGUUUUUUAAAGAAUUAGAAGAUGAUGCAAUAUUAGUGGGAGAAAUAGAACAUGUAGAAAUUGAAAUACCUUCAGAUGAAAGUGAAGAAGAAACUGUUACUGUAUCUAAAGUUCCCAAUCCUAGUGUCACAAAUACUACAAAUGGUAAUGAUUUAUAUGACCCUCUUGAAAUGGCAUCACCUAGAUCACAGUCAUCUUCUCGACAUCUUUCUCCUAAAUCUCCAACAUCAGUACGGUCGAAAUCCCAAGAGAAAGAAAACCAUGGAAAUAUAUCAGAUGAUCCCUCUGAUUAUGAUCCAGCUCAUCCAACAGAUGAUGAUUUUAAGUUGGUCAAAUCACCACUUUUAGAUUCUUCAAAACCAUCUUCACCUGCUCGUGUGGUGAUAAUGUCUUGUCAGAAAGAUGAUACAGUUCAACCUCAUUCUGCUGACCCAUCUACUAGUCAAAAUACUGAAGCCCUGCUAAUAGAAAUUCCAAAUGACAAAGCAAAAUUUUCUGAAACAAUAUCACCAGAGGCUUCCCCAGAGCCAUUGACGAUAGAUGAACCAGAACAAGAAAUAUUACCAAUAUCUCCUGCAGUGUCAUCUGAGGACUGUGAACCUAAGUCAAUUCCUGUUAUUACCCCAACCAAACCAACAGCCUCUCCCAUCAUCCCAUCUCUAGCAACAGUCAAACCAGCAAAACGUACCAUAUCUCCUAUUUUCCCAUCAACACUCACAGCCACACCAGCUACAGAAGCUCCAUCAAAGUCUACAGUCACUCCGGUUUCAGUUCCUUUAUCCAAACCUUCAGUAUCUCCUAUUUUUUCAUCUACACCCACAGUUACAACAACAAAAUCUUCUAUUUCUCCAAUUUUCCCAUCGCCUAAAUCACAGGAGGAUCGUAUCUUAUCUGCACCACCAAACAAAUCACCUAUAGCCAUUGUUAAGCCAAAUGAACCUAUCAUCACAUCUGUCUUGCCGCCAUCCUCUCACCAAUCUGUUGGUCUCUUACCUACUCCAACAUCUACAGCAAAUCCCCCAAUAGGUCAGGUAUUCCCUACACUUCAAUCAAAUGAUUCUCCUUUCGCUCAGCCACGCCCCAUUCCUAUGUCUUCAACCUUAACUUCAAUAAUGAAUGGUUCAAAGAUGCAUGUUGAACCUGCACCUCGACCAAGAAGUUUGCUUUCAUUGCCUUUCCCUCCACUUACAUCUAAUCAGACUAGACCAGGCUUCAACCAACUGACUGAAAUAAACAGACUUCUAAAUACCCAAGCAAGACUAGCAGGAAUUAGGCCUGAUCCAAAGACUGGAGGAGUGUUUAAGAUACCAGCACCACCAGUUGACCAUUCUGAAACACUGGAGGUAGUUGAUAUGGAUAUUGAUAAAGACAGUAAUGAUGAUGUGUCAUCUCCAUCUGAUGAUGAAUGUGAGUUGAGGUUACCACAAUCCCCUAUGCCCAAAAGAAAAAGUCGUAAGAAACGACGUGAUAUUGGAAAGGAUGAAAUGCCAUCAUCAGCUGCUGACUUAGGCAAGAAACAAAAGAAAUCUAAACAAAAUCUUGACCCCCGAAAAACUAAUUCAUUACAGUAUGUGAAGAAAUUACAUUUACAAGAAAGGGUUAUUGAGGAAGUCAAACUGGCUAUCAAACCUUUCUACAGCGGGAAAAAAAUUACAAAAGACCAAUAUAAAGAAAUUCUAAGAAGAGCUGUGCCAAAGGUAUGUCACAGUAAAGCCAAAGAUGUUAACCCAAUGAAAAUUAAACUUUUGGUAGAGGCAUAUGUUGCCAAGUUUCAAAAGAAGAAUAAAAAGAAAUCAAGUGAUAUUAGUACAACUGUUACAUCUGGAGUUGUAGAGGAGCCUGGAAAUAAAACAGCUGUAACUGCUAGAUGGUUAAAAUCAAUUAAUAAAUUUAGUGCUUCAUGA
Molecule: messenger RNA, 6725 nt
Organism: Lottia gigantea (owl limpet)
Lineage: Eukaryota; Metazoa; Mollusca; Gastropoda; Lottiidae
Exons: 15
Coding region: 66-6725 (2219 amino acids)
Source: RefSeq, a predicted model, not a curated record